UUGUUAAUCUAAAGUUUAAGAAGAAACAUCUAGUUAAAAUGAGCUUAGCAAAUUCUUUAAAAGUUUUUAUAGUUUUAAUAAUAUUUAAAAUAAAUUACAUUUAUGCCAGUGGUCAGAUGUAUACAUCAGAUGCAAAUAAUCAGUAUUAUAUAGAAUUUGAGGAAAAGUUCAAUUGGAUGGAAAGUCAAGGUGUGUGUUUAAAAAUGAACAUGACUUUGGUGGAAAUUGAUAACAGUGACAAAUCUCUAGAACUUAGUGCAUUGAUUCAACAUGUUCGUAAAGAAAACAAAUUCAAAAAUGUUACACUUUGGAUUGGUGGUAUUAUGAGUCGUUUUCCGGAAAAACAUUUUGUUUGGCUGACAACGGGCAAGAAAUUUAACUAUACCAAUUGGUAUGGCGGCAAUCCCAACUUUGUUGGCAAAAAUGAGUUUUGUGCUCAAAUCGUGAUGAAAGAAAAUAUGAAAUGGAAUGAUAACAGAUGUCUGAAUAAGUUUGGCUUUGUGUGUGAACAGAAUAAAAUCCAGCAAUUAGAGGAAAAGCAAAAACAAUGGCAACAAGAAAUACAAACAAUUAAAGAAAGCUUGCAACACGAAACUCAAACUCACGAACAAAUGCAACAAAAUCUAGAGCAAGAAGUUGAACAAAAAGAAAAACAAUUACAAAUAGAAAUGGAAAAGCGUGAAAAACUUGAAGAACAAUUGCAAAUAGAAUCUAGAAAAAGUGCAGAUUUGCAGGAAGUCUUACAAAAGGAACUAGAUUUGCAACAACAAUUACAAGACAAGUUGCAGCAGCUAAGAGAAAAUAAGCUUAAAAGGCAAGAAAAAAUUGAACAAAAUAUUCAAAAAGAAUUACAAGCUCAAGAAAAUCUUCGACAAGAACUUGAAAUACAAAAGGAACUGAAUGAACAACUACGCGAACAGCUGCAGGAACUUAAGGAUAGUAUUUCGAAUAUGCCAAAAAUGUACGAAGAAAAUAUUAAAAAAGAAUUAAAAGAACAGGAACGUUUGAGAAAAGAAAUAAAAACUCCCCAGCAGUUGCAACAACUAUUUCAGGAACAAUUGAAACAGUUAAAUCUCUAUAAGGAUUUAGAAAAGAAGUGAUAUGGGAGAUUUCAAAAUUAGGUACUAUUUUUUUUAAUUUUUAAGUCGUAUAAACAAUGCCAAACGUAUUUUUAAGAAACAAGAUUUGUAAAUGAUUACAAAUUAAUAAAUAGUUAAUGUUGUUUAGGAUCGAAAA
Messenger RNA from Lucilia sericata (common green bottle fly), 1236 nucleotides. RefSeq names its product lectin subunit alpha-like. The transcript is spliced from 2 exons. The record is from RefSeq and is a predicted model, not a curated record. The coding region runs from base 39 to 1100 and encodes 353 amino acids. Lineage: Eukaryota; Metazoa; Arthropoda; Insecta; Diptera; Calliphoridae.